AUUUUUAAACAUUUGUUUUUGUUGAGAAUUCCUUCCAUGAAAGAUGUUUUUUGUUCAAUGAUCGUUGAGAAAUCAGCAACGUAACAACAUCGCUGUCAAUGCUGGGCCAUGACUUCUGACAUAUGACAGUGACGUUUUCUCGGUUUUUUUCUUUCCUCCCACCCGCCCCCUGUCCUUCUACCAAACUUCCUUUUUUUGACAGAACAAGAAGAAGGUAGGGAAAUUUUAAUUUUCAAUAAUAAAAAUCUUCAAACAUCAUUUGCAAACAACUUUUAAGAGACUUUAAUGUAUUUCGAAACUAUAUUAUGAUGUUCAAUCGACGUAUAUUGAAUAGUAUUUCUGUCACUCUAACCUGUUAAUUAUUAUUUUUUACCAUUUCAGAUUAGUGUCUUCUUGAUCCCUGUAAAGAUGCCACGAGAAUUGACGGAAAUCAAAGAAUUCCUCUUGACGGCGAGGCGAAAAGACGCCAAAUCUGUCAAGAUAAAGAAGAACUCGGAAAACACCAAAUUCAAAGUACGAUGCUCCAGGUUUUUGUACACAUUAGUGAUCACAGACAAAGAGAAGGCUGAGAAACUGAAACAGUCUCUACCACCAGGCCUCCAAGUGAAAGAAGUGAAGUAAACCCUUACAUUAACUAGGGACAGUCCAUCUCCAGGUUUGCAAGUGAAGGAAUGAAAGUAAACAUGUGUUGUACUUUAUGUAAUUUAACCUAAUAAAUAAAAUGUUCAUAUAACUUUGUCAAUACUCUUUCUCAGAAAUGUUCCUAAUGUCAAAGCGAUCCUCAGACUCUGAUCCAGAU
Acanthoscelides obtectus is the source of this 799-nucleotide messenger RNA. The record is from the annotation of a GenBank genome assembly. NCBI's taxonomy places the organism in Eukaryota, Metazoa, Arthropoda, Insecta, Coleoptera, Chrysomelidae.